UCAGUGGAACAACAACUAAAGUUCUGAACAGUUCUUCAGUGUUCAAGUGUAUAUCAGGUGUGUCCCAAAUGGCUCCCAUCUCCAGUCGCGCUUCACUUUCUACCAACACUUGCAGUUCUUCUUCGCAAAUGAACAGCUGUCAGUGUAGACAUCUUGGAGACAGUCUAUGGAGUUCUUACCUGCCUAUCAGCAGACGGGGACUUUUCUUCCAAGACUGCUAUUUCGGACAAGCUCAAACCCUGUUGGACCGCGCUGUCAGGAACAUACUUAACAAGUGGGGCCAGACACAACUACUCACUGACACAUGGAAUGACAACAACUUGUGCCUUUCCAACAAUCUCAGUCGCUACAGGCAGCUACGAGCACACAACUUGAAGAACGAGAUAUUGGCACUAACUUCCUCCACAGACAACACUUCUCAUAAGAUCGUGCUGGAUGUUCAUGACUUCAUGGCUGGUGAGGUGAAGGUGAAGGUGGUGGGAGGGAGACAGGUGCUUGUUGAAGGUCACCUCAACACAAACAAUGGAGACUCGCCUCCCUCCUCCUCCUCCCACACCUUCAGGAGGACUUUUACCCUGCCAGAGAACACCAACACUGAGAAUAUCACCUCCGUCAUGUCCUCUGAUGGUAUACUGACCAUCACUGCUCCAAAAAUUGUAAAACAAUUGAAGGACAACGAGGUGAUAAUUCCCGUUACACUUGAGGAAGAUUAUAAAACAAAUGAAGAAACUAAGUUGACAUCCACUUCAGUAUCUCAGGUUGCUGCUGCACCAAUACUUCCUCAGCACCCAGAUCUUCCUCAGCACCCAGCUCUUCCUCAGCACCCAGCUCUUCCUCAGCACCCAACUCUUCCUCAGUACCCAGCUCUUCCUCAGCACCCAGCACUUCCUCAGCACCCAGCACUUCCUCAGCUCCCAAUUCAAAACAGUUGGAAGACGAACAGAAGUGUGAAUGUGAAAGAUGUCAGAAAAAGGAACAAACUAGAACUGAACAAACUCAACAUCAAAGAGAAACUAAGGAUGAUGUCAGAACUAAUAAGAGUGUCUUGUCCAGCGAGAAAACAUCACAAAAAUGUUUCUCAACAAUCACGGGAAGAAAUUCCUACAAAAGCCCCAAAGAAACUCAUUUCCAGCACCACACAAACAGACACUAAGGUUAGUGACGCUGCAGUUACUCUUGACCUUCAAGAAGACACAGUUGGAAGGAAGUUGUCAAAAACUUCAAGAAAAGACGAACUUCUUUCUCACUCUCAACAUUGUGAGGAGAAAGAGUCUUGUACAGAAGUCAGUAACAUCCACUUGCCCAGGUAUACAAGUCUUCCCAUAUCAACAAGAGGUCUCUUCUUCAGCGAUUCCUUCUUCCAAGAUGCUUGGAAUGAUUUUAACGCUGCUGUUAAGGAAGUGAUGUGUAGAUGGGGUGAAGAAUCAUCUGUCACGCCUUUUAAAACCCACUACAGAAACUUACGAUCUCGUGACCUGAGAGAUGAGACUCAGGCAGUGAAGUGUUCUGAAGAUAAUCUCAACUAUAAGUUUUUUGUGGGACGUGCAAGAUUCACAGACGGAGGUAAGAUCAGUGUCAAGGGGGUGAAUGAGAGAGAAUUGGUGGUGGAGGGUCGUGUGGAGAAGAAAAACGGAGGAUCAAGUUUCACAAAGCGAUUCCUUCGUCAUUUCGUUCUACCGGAAAAUAUUAAACUUGAAUCAGUGUCAUCAGUUAUGUCUUCAGACGGUGUCUUAACUAUCAUGGCGCCCAAGAAGGCUAAAACAUUAGAGAUCAAGGAAGUUGUUGUUCCCAUGAGCGUUGAGGAAGGAAUCAAGAAGUCUGAGAGUUUGAAGCAGUCAAGUGUAGAAGCUUCCUUGUGCUCAUCAGAUGCUUCUGAGGCUUCAUCAGCUGUCUCUGAGGCUUCAUCAGCUGUCUCUGAGGUUCAUCAGCUGUCUCUGAGGCUUCUACAGUCAAGAAAUCUUCUGUGUUCGGUUCAUCAGUUUUAUCAGAUUCGGAACAAAAUGGCCGCUAAUGAAGAUGUUUCUUCUAAGCGAACAAAACCCAGGCGAGGAAAUGUUUCCUCUGAUAAUAAAAGUGAUGUACUUUUAACAUCGAGGAAGUUAAAAGCUGAUACUAACACUCAACAACCAAGAUUAUCAUUCUAA
Messenger RNA from Cherax quadricarinatus, 2144 nucleotides. The record is from RefSeq and is a predicted model, not a curated record. Lineage: Eukaryota; Metazoa; Arthropoda; Malacostraca; Decapoda; Parastacidae.